Messenger RNA from Kwoniella shivajii, 3210 nucleotides. RefSeq lists its product as uncharacterized. Lineage: Eukaryota; Fungi; Basidiomycota; Tremellomycetes; Tremellales; Cryptococcaceae. Bases 1 to 3210 code for a protein of 1069 amino acids. The record is from RefSeq and is a predicted model, not a curated record. The transcript is spliced from 10 exons.
AUGUCGAACCUCGACAACAGCGGUAGCGGAUCAACGUCUCGUAGGCAGCCAUCCUCUCUCCCAUCAGAUGGUACCAUCGCUAUCCCUUCUCUCCUGUGCGUCUUAGCCCAAGCAGUAAACUUGUGGAAAACAAGACACGUCGAUUGGGAUGGUGAACAAUGGCCUACACCGUCAGAGAUGACAGUGAAUCGAUGGCAACUUCCCCCGGGUCACAUCAGAACUGAUUAUAGUGACUGGGAACCAGAAAACCCUUUUCAAGUCGUACACGAAAAACAUGACACCUCAGCUCUGGAGUCUCGGGAAGGGUACGAGCAAGAUGAAGUGGAUGGUAUCAUAGACAGAAUGGCUCAUAGAGCAAACAGUGGAGACGGAACAUAUCCAAUCCCUCCCUUUCACACUUCUGAUGGACAUGGGACUGGUGCAAAGGCUGCUUCAGAUACCUCGAUCAUGAUCCAUUCCGUCAGGGAUAUCACAAUUGAAAACACCUUAUUGGCCCAGAAUAGACCGCUCUUGGCAGAGACUAUAGACGUCGAGGGGUGUAUCAGUCGAACCCCACUUCUCCUAUCGCCCCCUUCUCAUACGCAACCCCUAAAGUCUCCGCCUCCUGAAGAUCCAGUGGAUGCCCUACUGACUCAAACUGAGGAGGAUUUCAAGUACUUUCACGCUCCUGAUGACCAAGAAGCACCGGCAGGUGAAUCUCCAGCCCCCGACACUGAUGUUGUCUCCGAGGUUCCUGAAUCUACACCUUCAAACGAACCAGCUCACAUUGUUCGACGCCGCGACGAACACGAUGACUUCGCUCACCUGUGCUCAAUGAUACUUGAGCCGCACCCUUUCCCAGAGCUAGUUUAUGGAGUCUCACAAGCCGGCAAUUUUGUCUUGACCCACUUUUCGCCCACAUCAAAGUCAAAAAAAAGCAACGGAGAAAAACCGUCAGAAGAUAUGGAUAUCGAUGAAAGUGAUUCUCAAUAUCAGACAUUUUCUCCUCCAACCGCAAAAGUUGUCCCCUUGCUUAUCGACAUUUCCAUCCCAUCUAAACAUACCGUUCACAGUGGGGACGAUUCGUGCACACCCAUCUCACCGGAACUCAGAACACCUACGGAUACUCAAUCUGACCGACGUCAGCAAAUUGCUCCGCACAAAUUACGACAAGGUGACGCGAACACUGAGAUAGCUGAUCCUAGCUUCAAGAUGCUUGAUAUUGCUAGUUUCCAACUGAAAAACACGGGCUCCACUAUUGUUGAGAUCAUUCAGCUUUCGUCUCCACCUCCUACACCCACGUAUGAAACUGGGAAUCUCAGGCAGCAACUUGUGCGAGAGAAGAAUUUCAUCGAUGAUGACCGAUCUUCCUUGUAUCAACGCUCGGAGCAUUCCGGUCCUUAUGCAAGAGCUUCAUUCGCCAAAAGGACACCCCGAUCGCUUUCUCCCUCUUCAAACGUCGCUGUGACAUUUCCUCCCGCUUUCAAGGAAAGAAACAAGGCUCCUCUGAAGAGUCGGAAGGGGAUCAAAACCCUCAACGAUGUGUCCUGUCGAUCACGUCCAUUGAUCGUCAGCCCGCUUCAAUCCUCACCAUUAUUUCUCAAGAGGAACCUCAAGGCUAGCCUUCAGUGCAAUCGAGAUACAAAGACUUCCACCCCAUCAUCUACGACCUUCGAGGCUUUUGCUCUAUGUCAGUCGCCAAGUCCUAAAAAUAUUCUUUCUCACGGACUUCUCAACCGUCUGGACCGAGUCACGAUGGACACGUGUCCUUUACAACUGAAAUACCAAAGAGAGGACGUCUUACCAAUUGCAGUGGUCAAAAACAAAUAUGGAACACGCUCUCCAUCUCGCUCACCAUCCCCUUCAUCGAGUGCGCGAUCUUCCUCAGGUUAUAACCCUUUAAGCAAACCUGCAUCUCCUGAAGAUGCCUCCAAAGACGAUAAGCAACAAGUAUUGGACCACAUUGCACAAGAAUCGUGCCUUGUCAACACUGUGAUCCUCGUUGACAGCAAGCAAUCACGUGCGAACGGGGAUCACAACGUGACAUUGGCUGAUCAGGAGGUCGAGGUUGGAGCAGGAUGUGAAGAAGAUGGAGAAUUCGAAUUGAUCUCCGAAUCCAGUCCGGUCACAACUUCCCCACUGCAGGACGAUAUGCCCGCUCCGUUGUUUCCGCGCUCAAGAGAGUUUGAGAAGGAAGAAGACGAAGACACCACCUUCAUAUCCAUAGCUCCUGCUUCUGUUCCCUUGGAGCAACCCGCUGUGAAGCAGAAGGGCAAACCAGGUCGAAAGCCAAAAAGCGAGACGCAAGCACCUUCGGCGUUCUCCAAUCUUCAAGCGCAGCAAGCCAACAAUCGACCAGCUUCAAAGCCAGUCAAGGAUACUAGGUCUCAACCAGCAACGAAGAGAUCUGGCACACGCGCUGCCAUGGCGCGAUCAGACGCGGUGACGAGUGCCAUACUCAAGAGAAGAAGAGCUGCCACAUCCGUUCCUUCGAUUACAAGGGGUCGAACCACGUUUGCGCCUAAACCCAGUGGCCAAGGAUAUACCAAGCAGAAGACCACAAAAGGAGGUGUCUCGUCAUCAGCUUCAAACCGCAUCACUUGUGCUGUCCCGCAAAGUGUGAUGAUACCAAUCAACGCGAAGGGCAAGAGAGGUAAGGCGUAUGUCGAGCCUAUCCGAUCACCUUCAGUCUCAGAAGAAGAAUCUGAAGAGGAGUACCAACCUGUAAAGGAGAAGAAAUUCAGCAUGGGUGAACCUGGACCGGUCAAACCAAUUGGCCGAUCACAGACCUUUGCUAAUGUUUAUCAGCCUGCCCAAAGAAAAGCCGCCGAAGAAGCCACCAAAGCAUGGCAAGCGUCACUUCACAAACGCUCGAAAAGAGCGCUAAGUCCUGCUACCCCAGGACCUAACCCAUUGGAGUUGGGAAACCCUCCUGUUCGUCCCGAUGGAGAGAGAGUCUCGAAGAAAAGUAGAGCUUCGAAUCCCCCAAGACGUAAUUAUACAGCAGAAGAGGACGCCUUUAUCCUUUCUAUAUGGGAUAUCACAACCUCGAAUGGUCUAUCAGUGGCAGCCAAAGUUGUGGAGAAAAUGGUUUCAGCAGGUUGGGAAGCGAGGACUCAUCUAGCAAUGAAAUGGCGAAUGUCUGAAUUGAAGAAACAUCCAGAUCUUGUUUCCAGGGCUAAAGGUGUGAAAGCCUGUCCCAGUAUUGAUGAAUCCGAGCUCGCCGAUUAG